Messenger RNA from Aethina tumida (small hive beetle), 3544 nucleotides. Its product is annotated as DNA topoisomerase I, mitochondrial. The record is from RefSeq and is a predicted model, not a curated record. Bases 114 to 2957 code for a protein of 947 amino acids. Gene Ontology annotation, molecular function: DNA binding; DNA topoisomerase type I (single strand cut, ATP-independent) activity. Gene Ontology annotation, biological process: DNA topological change; DNA replication; chromosome segregation. The transcript has 6 exons. NCBI's taxonomy places the organism in Eukaryota, Metazoa, Arthropoda, Insecta, Coleoptera, Nitidulidae. Gene Ontology annotation, cellular component: chromosome; nucleolus.
GGCCGCGCCAGCGCACGAGCCCGAAUUGAAUACUUUGAGAGUUGGCCUGUGUUUCGACGCCGUCGAGCCGUGAAACGGCAAAGUGUUGGUUCGCGUUUGCACGCUCGCUCACUAUGGAUGUGGAGAACUCAACGAAUGGCGACCAUUCCAGUCCGGGCACUAACGCCGAUUCGAACCAUGUGAACGGCUUGAACGGUUACUCGGACAAGCACAAGAGCCACAAGUCCGAUCAUAAGGACAAGCAUCGCGACAAGGACCGCGAUCGUGAUCGUAAAAAGGAUCACAAAUCGUCCAGCAAGGAUAAAGACCGGCACCACUCCAGCUCCAAAGACAAAGACAAAGACCGGCACAGCUCCUCGCACAAGUCGUCCAGCAAAGACAAAGACCGACACCGCGAUAAGGACAAGGAGAAAGAUAGGCAUAGGGACGAAAAGAAGUCGUCGUCGUCGUCCUCGUCCAAAGAUAAGGAUCGCGAACAUAAGAGCUCGCAUGAUAAGGAGCACAAGUCCAGCUCCAGAGACAAGGAUAAAGAGAGGAAAGACAAGGAAAAGGACAAGCAUCGUAGCGACAGGCAUAGCAGCUCCAAGGACAAGCAUAGGGACAAGGACAAGGAUAGACAUUCCAGCUCCAAGGAUAAAGACAGGAAAGAGAAGAAAGACAAGCAUCGAGAGGAACGCAAAGAGAAGGAACGCGUCGAAGUGAAAGUUGAACAGGAUUUCGAGUCGUCGAAAGAAGAUUCCGUCGACGACGAGGAGCGUCUGGUCAUCAAGGAGGAGCCGCUGUCGCAGGACGAAUAUGACGGCGAUGAUCGGCCGGCGAACGUGUCCCAGGCGAGCAGUUGCGAUUACAGCAUGUCGCAGUUCGCCAAGGACGAGCCCAAGUUCGAACAGGAAGAUAGUCAGGAAGAGGAGGCGCGCUCCGAGGAGGAUGAAGACGAUUGGAAGCCCAAAGUCGAAGUGGAGAGCGAGGAAGACGUUCCGUUGUCGAGUCGACUGAGCGAAACCAACUCCUCAAAACGAAAAUAUGAGGAGGACAGCGAAGAAGACAUUCCACUGAGCGCUCGGAAAAAACUGAAGAAAGAGAAGAAGGAAAGUAAAAAGAAAAAGAAGCGUGCGGCUAGUGAUGAUGAGGACGAGGAGGAGGACUACAAACCAAUCAAGAAGGAGAAAAAAGUCAAGAAAGAACCAAAGGCAACAAAAGUGAAACAAGAAACUACUGAUGAAAGUCCAAAGAAGGGUAGGAAAAAGAAGGAGGAGGAACCACAGGAAGUCUGGAAGUGGUGGGAAGAAGAGAAAAAAGAAGACGGAGUGAAGUGGAACUUCCUGGAACAUAAAGGUCCGGUCUUCGCACCGCCAUACGAAAGACUGCCCGAAAAAGUCAAGUUCUACUAUGACGGUAAGGAAAUGCGCUUGUCGCAAGACGCGGAAGAAGUUGCCGGCUUUUAUGCCAAAAUGUUGGACCAUGACUACACUACGAAAGAAACGUUCAACAAGAACUUCUUCAAGGAUUGGAGGAAAUGCAUGACGGAGAAAGAGAGGUCGAUUAUAACGGAGUUGAAGAAGUGCAACUUCAAACCAAUGCACGCGUACUUCCUUGACAUUGCUGAGCAAAACCGUAACAGAACGAAGGAGGAGAAGGCUGCGCUUAAAGAGAAAAAUGAGGCACUGCUCAAAGAAUACGGCUUCUGCAUGCUGGACGGACACAAAGAAAAAAUAGGUAAUUUCAAGAUUGAACCGCCAGGUUUGUUCAGAGGUCGCGGUGAACAUCCCAAGAUGGGCAUGCUGAAGAGGCGCGUCGAAGCCGAAGAUAUCAUUAUCAAUUGCAGUAAAAACUCCAACAUUCCAAAGCCGCCGGAAGGCCACAAAUGGAAGGAAGUCCGUCACGAUCCUACGGUGACGUGGUUGGCGUCGUGGACGGAAAACGUUCAAAAUCAGGUUAAAUACAUCAUGUUGAAUCCCAGUUCUAAGCUGAAAGGUGAAAAGGACAUGCAGAAGUACGAGACCGCUAGAAAGUUGCAUAAGUGUAUCGACAAAAUCCGAAAGGAAUACCGAGAAGAUUGGAAGUCGAAAGAAAUGAGGAUAAGACAACGCGCCGUCGCUUUGUAUUUCAUCGACAAAUUGGCGUUGAGAGCGGGUAACGAGAAGGACGAGGAUCAGGCCGACACGGUCGGUUGCUGUUCUCUUAGAGUGGAACACAUCGAACUGCACGAGAGAAAAGACGAUAAAGAAUACGUCGUCGUGUUCGAUUUUCUCGGUAAAGAUUCAAUCAGAUAUUACAAUGAGGUGCCAGUGGAAAAAAGAGUGUUCAAGAAUCUCCAAUUGUUCAUAGAAAAUAAAUCUCCAGGCGACGACUUGUUCGACAGGCUGAACACAAGCAUAAUGAACAAACAUCUAAACGACCUAAUGGAAGGCCUCACUGCCAAAGUGUUCCGUACAUACAACGCUUCGUGGACACUCCAGCAGCAACUCGACGAGCUCACCAACCCUGAUGACACCGUGGCGGAAAAGAUUUUAUCUUACAACAGGGCCAAUCGUGCGGUGGCCAUUCUGUGUAACCAUCAAAGGGCUGUGCCCAAGGGGCACGAAAAGUCGAUGGAGAAGUUGAAGGAAAAAAUCGACGCGAAAAAAGAGAGCAUUCGAGAUGCGGAAAGGCAAGUGAAAGACGCGCAGAGGGAUGCUAAGAACGGUAGCGUAAAAGAGAAAACCGUUUACGAGAAAAAGAAGAAAAUGCUUCAAAGACUCAAAGAUCAGUUAGCCAAAUUGGAGAUUCAGGAGACUGAUCGUGACGAAAACAAAACUAUUGCUUUGGGCACCUCAAAGCUGAAUUAUUUGGAUCCGAGAAUCAGUGUCGCUUGGUGUAAGAAGUAUGACGUUCCAAUUGAAAAAAUUUAUAAUAAGACCCAAAGAGACAAGUUCAGAUGGGCUAUUGAUAUGGCCGGACCGGAUUAUCGAUUCUAAUUGCUUGGACUUGAUUGUUUAUUUUAUUGAAUUGACGUGUUUAGUGAUUUUUCUUCCAGUUGAAGAUUUUUAAUUUCCAAAAGAUCAAUUAGAACUUUUUCAUAUAAAUUAUUAUUUCAGUGUUUAGGAACAAUUAUGUAAUUAUGCCUAUGUCCAUUGAACGUUUGUCUUAUUUUUUUUUAUUAAUGAUGUUUCGUGCAAUGACUGAGAAAAUCAUUAGACAUAGGUAAAAUUGAUUGGGAUGUUGCAUAAUAUUAAUUUGAAAAUGCAAAGACAACAAUCCUGUACAUUAAAAAUGUUAGGAAUUACUGAUAUGUAAUAUCUUAAAUAAAGUUGUAUCAUUUACAUUAUAAUUUUAUUAGUUACAUAUUUAUAUAUAUAUAUCAUUAAUUUCCUAUAAUUGUGUAAAUUAUUUUUACACCAUUGUCAUUGUCUGAGGUUUUUAGUUACAGGUUUUAAUGUAAUUUUUGACCAAUCAAAUACCAUUUUAGUUACAAUUGUGUGUCUGUUUUACCAAACAGAUUUAUAAUUAAUUGUAGUGGUCUGUAUAUUACAGAUUUGAUAUAAUAAAAUGAAUAUGCAAAUAA